UUUGUGUAAACUUGCUAUCUGCAACAUUACGAAAAUGCUAUCAUGUUGGUUGACAAACAGUCUUCGUACUAUAUACAACUACAAUGUUGGAUAUAAUAUAUGUUCUGAUAUAUUUAUGCAAACUCGAAAUUAUGCUGCUAGAAAAGGAACAAGAGAGAGAAAAAGACUAAAACUCCAGAAGAGAAAAGUUAAAGCAGUUGUUGAAAAAGUAGGAUUUCAGCCAGUAAGAAAAAUAGAUAAAAGUAAACUGAAGACGGAAGUUGAUCCACGUAAAUUAAUAGAUGAUAGUUGGAAAUCAAAAACUAUUGAUAAUGUGUGGAUAGCAAAAUAUCAUCAGAAACCAGUUUAUUCUUUAAAAGAAGCUAUACAAUUCCACCGUGAAACACAUCAUCCAACUAUGUGCAAUAAACCCGAUGCAGCAGUUAUAGCAUUUAUAGAUUUAAAUAUGCAGCGCCAGGGUAAGAAGAAAUAUAUUGAAAAAUUUACAAAGCUAGUUAAAACACCAUAUAUAUUUCGAAAUAAUGAUACCGAAAGAAAAAUAUUAGCUUUUUGUAAGAAUGGAAAGGGACAAGAAGAUGCUAGAAAUGCUGGAGCUACUGAAGUUGGUGGCAUUGACUUGAUAAAACGAAUUCAAAAUGGAACACUCAAUGCAAAAGAUUAUAAUUACAUUGUAGCUCAUUCAGAUAUUUUAACUGAUUUAUUAUUAAUUAGAGGAAUAUUGAAAAGAAGAUUUCCAAACCUAGCAUAUGGUAGUUUGAGUAAUAAUAUGACUACUGUUGUUAAGAGGUUCAAGUAUGGAAUUAUGUAUACUAUAUUACCUCAUAGUACUUUCAAAGAAUAUGGUUCAAUUAAUGUGACAUUUGGCUUGCUCGAUAUGAAAAUGGAAGAGCUAGAAGAAAAUUUUUCAGUACUAAUUAAGGACAUUGAAUCAGUGAAACCAAAAAGUGAUGGAUCGUUUAUAGAAAGGGUUGAAAUUAGAAGCGAAUUAACUAGGGAGUCUUUUAAAAUUGAUUGUCAAAAUUAUCUUUCAAAGACUGUUGAAGAAGAGACAGAAGAACAAGAACAAGAAAAAGAUGAAACAUCAGUUAUUGAAAUGCAUUAA
Molecule: messenger RNA, 1102 nt
Organism: Eufriesea mexicana
Lineage: Eukaryota; Metazoa; Arthropoda; Insecta; Hymenoptera; Apidae
Gene: mRpL1
Product: mitochondrial ribosomal protein L1
Exons: 8
Coding region: 35-1102 (355 amino acids)
Source: RefSeq, a predicted model, not a curated record